AUGACAAACAGUGAGGGAAGUCGCGCUUCACAGAGGAGAAUGGUUGAGGGUGAAUCAAGCAAUGCAAGGGAGAGAAGGCUUAAAUGCAAGCCGAUUUGGAGAAUGACUCAAAGGAUGGAAGAGUCUGAUGCAGAGGGUAUGUAUACUCUGAGGAAGAGUCUGAGAGUCGAGAGAUUGAGGGAGGAGAGGAGGACCAAGAAGAGGAAUGACCCCAUUAGUAGUGAGAGUGAGCAAGGGGAGUUUGAGAUUGGAGUGAACCUUGUUCAAGAGGAGGGAAAUGGCUCUCCAAGUGAAGAAGGAAGUGAUGAGACUGAGAGUGAAGAGGAAGGAGAAGAGGUGAAUCAGUUGGUUGAAGAGAGUGAGCAAGAGAGUAACCAAGAUGAACCUAUGGAGGAGGUUGAGCCACAAGAGAGCCACAAGAGGAGGAGAAGAACUCCCUAUGUACCAAGAGCACUACAAUGCCCUCUUCUCCAUGGACUUUAUGGAGACCAAGUACCCACAUGUUGA
Microthlaspi erraticum is the source of this 507-nucleotide messenger RNA. The record is from the annotation of a GenBank genome assembly. NCBI's taxonomy places the organism in Eukaryota, Viridiplantae, Streptophyta, Magnoliopsida, Brassicales, Brassicaceae.